AUGCGCUUCAACUCAGCUACAUUUUCUUUCUGUGCCGCGGCAGCCCUGUUGGGCGGCGCAUUUGCUGCUUCGAAUUAUGCCGGAUCAGCACCGGUGAGUGUCAGCGCACGGCAAAGCCUGACGCUGCGCAGCAAAUUCACAGCGUAUCGGACCUCGCGGACCGCAUCAGCUGACCAGAGCCAGCUUGACGCCAUCUUCGCCUCGCCCUUCAGAAUAGCAACAUCGACGUGCUCCUAUCGAGGUCUGGCGGUGCAAUCGCAAAGCUAGAAAUGCGUUCCUCUUCUUCAUUCGCCUCUUCCGGUGGAGGAUUCCCCUGGGGCUCAGACAAAGGAAUCGUCUCGAACACCGAAUCGCACUCUACCAGCAUCGGAGAUUCGACCAUUACGUCCAGUAGCACGUCCAAUACCUCCGACGACGACGACGACAGGUCCUCCGCUUGCAAGGACGACGGGAGCGUCAUGAAGACGGGCAACGCGGUCAUUUCCUCGUGCAACGGCAAGGAUAGCAUGACCGUUGGCGGUGUCACCAUCUCAGACACCGACAACGACGACGCUGAUGAGAAAGACAAGAAAGGUGACCAUAAGAACGACGCGUCUGCGCAGACUCAGUCCACCUUGCUAGCUCUGGUCGCCGUCGCAGUCCCCAUCAUCGCCUUUGCAUAG
Molecule: messenger RNA, 662 nt
Organism: Ceraceosorus bombacis
Lineage: Eukaryota; Fungi; Basidiomycota; Exobasidiomycetes; Ceraceosorales; Ceraceosoraceae
Source: the annotation of a GenBank genome assembly